Molecule: messenger RNA, 1614 nt
Organism: Mycena indigotica
Lineage: Eukaryota; Fungi; Basidiomycota; Agaricomycetes; Agaricales; Mycenaceae
Product: Carboxylic ester hydrolase
Exons: 16
Coding region: 1-1614 (537 amino acids)
Source: RefSeq, a predicted model, not a curated record
AUGCGACUUUCAGCGCUCUGGAUUGGGCCACUGCUUUUACCGCUGGCCUUAGCGUCAGGACCAUUGGUCACCUUGGACUACGGGAUGUACCAAGGUAUUGACACUGGUAACCUCUCGACGUUCCUCGGUCUUCGCUAUGCUGCACCAGCAGCACGAUUUACUCGACCCUCUCCACCUACCGCGUUCUCUGGCACUCAACUAGCCGACACCAAUGGCGCUGCAUGUCCUCAGCAAGCCUUAACAUCGGUGGGCACAGGCCCCGCAGCUUCUCUGCCAACCACCUAUACCUCAAUGUCGGAUGACUGUUUGACGCUAAGCGUCUUUGCGCCGAAAUCGGCGACACACGAUUCCAACCUUCCGGUCUUUUUCUGGAUUUAUGGUGGUGGUUUUGAGGUCGGUUUCUACGCUGAUAACGAUUUGCGGCCAUUUGUGGAGCGAUCCAUCCUCAAAGGCGAACCUGUUAUUGUGGUAACGCCAAAUUAUCGUGUUUCCGCCUACGGCUUCCUAGGGGGAAAAGAAGUUGGGCAAGCGGGAUUAAGUAACCUUGGAUUGAGAGAUCAGAUCUUUGCACUCGAAUGGGUCCAACAGCAUAUAUCUGCGUUUGGUGGCGAUCCCAGAAAGGUUGUGGUUGGUGGCGUCAGCGCGGGUUCCAUGUCUAUUGCGACCCUGCUUCUCAACAAUAACCACUUCAAGGCUCAAGACCUAUUCCGUGGCGCUUUUAUGGAAUCCGGCGCGCAAAUACCCACCCCCGCUCUUGACGCCAGCCAACACGACUAUGACUCCCUGGUCGCCGCCAAUAACUGCACUGAUUCGACCGACACACUCAAUUGCCUCCGCCAAGUCCCACUCGGCGCGUUUAGUGCUACGGUGAACCAAACUGCAGACGUACUAUCGUAUCGCUCGAUCAAUAUCCUCUGGCGCCCGCGUGUGGACGGUGACCUGAUCGUGGAAGACCCAUUCCGAGCUGUCAAACACGGUAGUUUCGCUCCGCUACCGUUCAUCAUCGGAGACGUGGACGACGAGGGAACUGAUUUCAUGAUCUCGAGUACCAACAUCACCACCAACGAAGAGUUCAUCGGAUAUUUGCCCAACUUCCUUCCUUCAGCCUCCGCUGAGCAGAUCGAUAAACUCUCGGUCCUUUACCCUGACGACCCGACGAAGGGAUCUCCAUUCGAUACGGGCGACGCAAAUCAGCUGACGCCACAAUCCAAGCGUAUAGCCGCGUUCCUUGGGGACUACCUCUUUCAAUCCGAACGCCGGUAUUUUCUUGAACACGCUUCUCGGCGCCAGUCAACGUGGAGUUAUCUCGUUAAACGCGGCAAAUCUACGCCCUUCUUCGGCUCUGCACAUGGAGGAGAUGUCAGCAUAUGGCUGCCCACGCCCGCGACGACUGAUUUUGUUGUGACAGACUCUCUGAUCCACUUCAUAAACACUCUGAACCCCAACAACGGACGAUUUUCCCAGUGGCCCACCUGGAAUACCCGCUCUGCCAGCGGGAACAACUCCCUCUUGACGCUCAGCGAUCCAGCUGUGGUGAAUAUCACGGCAGACGACUUCAGGGUUGAACAGAUCAAGCAUAUGCAAGAGCUGUUGCUGAACGGUGCAGCUUAUUGA